This is a messenger RNA of Hipposideros armiger (great roundleaf bat), 1381 nucleotides long. RefSeq names its product uracil phosphoribosyltransferase homolog (gene UPRT). NCBI's taxonomy places the organism in Eukaryota, Metazoa, Chordata, Mammalia, Chiroptera, Hipposideridae. The record is from RefSeq and is a predicted model, not a curated record. The coding region runs from base 136 to 1002 and encodes 288 amino acids. The transcript has 7 exons.
CUGGGGGUGACUGGGCAGCCAAGCGUUGAGGUUCUGAGGGGGCGGGGGCAACCGGCAGAGCACGUGAGCAUCGGCCUCUUCUCUCCUUUAUCCUUUAGGAGUCGGUACCUGCAGGAACAGCCACGCGUCCGGUGUAUGGCCACGGAGUUACUGUGUCCGGACUCCAUGCCCUGUCACAACCAAAAAGUAAACUCUGUCUCAAGCCUCGAGCCGCCGCGACCUGGCGACGUGAUCCCGGAUCAUGCGGGAGGAGACCGCGCCCCGGCGGAGGGGGAGUCUCAGGCCUGCAGCAAUGCCAGCCUCAACUCAGACAGCAGCGGUGGCAGGAGCAACUGUGACGCACAGCCUGGAGACUCCCUCCUAGGGGACUGCGAACUGUCCGGGCAGAUAGGGGCGCAGCUUAAGCUGCUGCCCAUGAAUGAUCAGAUCCGGGAGCUGCAGACCAUCAUCCGGGACAAGACAGCCAGUAGAGGGGACUUCAUGUUUUCUGCGGAUCGUUUGAUCAGACUUGUUGUGGAAGAGGGAUUGAAUCAGCUACCAUAUAAAGAAUGCAUGGUGACCACUCCAACAGGGUACAAGUAUGAAGGAGUGAAAUUUGAGAAGGGAAAUUGUGGGGUCAGCAUAAUGAGAAGCGGUGAGGCUAUGGAACAAGGUUUACGAGACUGCUGCCGAUCCAUACGGAUUGGAAAAAUCCUGAUUCAGAGUGAUGAGGAGACACAAAGAGCCAAAGUAUAUUAUGCCAAGUUCCCCCCAGACAUUUACAGGAGAAAAGUCCUUCUGAUGUAUCCGAUUCUCAGCACUGGAAACACUGUGAUUGAAGCUGUGAAGGUUCUUAUAGAACAUGGAGUUCAGCCCAGUGUUAUCAUCGUUCUCAGUCUGUUCUCCACACCUCAUGGUGCCAAAUCAAUCAUUCAAGAGUUUCCAGAGAUCACAAUUUUAACUACUGAACUCCAUCCUGUUGCACCUACACAUUUUGGACAGAAAUACUUUGGAACAGACUAAGUUAUUGAGGGAAAAUUAAUUUUCUUUUGUAAUAGUACAGUUAUGUUUUGACUUUGUACCAGUGUUAGUAAUUCACUUGAGAAGUAACAGAGAAAAUUGUGUUAAAGAUGCUUUAUAACUUUUGGAAGUGCGUGUAGUAAAAAGGAAAUACUUCAGGCUUAUUUAUUUUAUUUGCUUACUUCUUGACUGUUGGCACCGAAUUCAACAAUGAAGUACACACAACUCUUGGAAAAUAUUUUAAUAAUAUUCUUUAUACAAAUUGUUGAUCCCUAAGUGCACUGAAACUGUUCCCUAAUUUCUGAGCCUCUUGGUUUGUAGAUUGCUUGUAGCCACAAAUAAAACUGAAAUGGGAGUCAGUUCUUUGGCCCACUAUAGUUUA